AAGGAAGACAUAACAUGCGCUCGACUGUUGACACUUUACUACUCGGAUUGUAGAUACAGAUAUGGGUGCAUGUACUUCUAUACAGUUGAUAUCAUCGACCAGGAAGAAAUUUAACCUAUUUAAGUCUAACGUAUCGUGGAUAGCUCUCAUAAAAAGUUUUCUUUGGAUUAAAUAGCUUUUAAGGUUGGAUGUAUAUAGCAGUGAGGGAAUAUUAAUACGGACGGACACUCUAAACUUGUGAUUGAAUAGCGCUUACAAUAUUGAGGACUAUCUAUAUUUGGCUAUCAGGAAUAAUGAAAAUAUACGCGGGAGAUUAAUAACUAUUCAUAAUUUGAAAAUGUAAGAUCAAUUAUAACUAUAUAUCACUUAUUUGAAGUAUUGAACACUCAUAUUAAACACACUGGUCUGAGAAUUCGAACAAUAUGGAUGACGACGCUAUUUGGUCGACAUACACGCACCGUCUAGACGAGUUAGAAAGACGAGUCGAGUUUCCAUGUGUUGUCAGACUAAAUGAAGGGUAUUACUCUGAAGCGGAAGGCGAGGGCUUCUCGCAUGGCGAUAUAGUUGCCAUUGAUAAGAAGCUGGUUCUCCACAAAGUAGCCGCGAAUUUCGCUAAUCGGAUCUAUCGACCGAGUCAUUCGCCAGCGGAGGAGGAGUGGGGGUAUGAACGUCUAACUGACGAAAUUCUAGUGCCGCUGAACUAUAACGGGAAAGCCAAGAUCCAGUCCACCGGAAAGAAGUAUUCAACCGUCCGUGACCUUGUCGCCGAUUUUCCGAGGUAUGCGAAAGUGUGUAAGAAUCUGAAAGUUUGGACGGCGGAUCGCCAACCCGUGGAGCUGCAGGCUGGGGCAGUAAUUGAGCUGGAUCGAGUGAUGCCAGCAAGUUCGGCUGGAGCCCCGGAUAAUUUGGUGCUGAUAUUUGACUACCAGACUCGCUCCACCUACGCCACCGUGCCGAUGGACGCCAAAGCUUCCUUCCGUACAGAACCUGACGAAACUGAAUACACCAUUAAAGAAGUAAUAGAUAGAUUUAAGAUGCCUCAGGUUGUGAAAUUCGUUGACGAUCAGAUCAGAAAGAUUUACACGCAAGACCUCGUGGAAGGCAUUGAAAAUAUGCAUACCAUCACAGAAAUGCUGCAGUUGAACCGCCUAGUCACUCAGAACGUGCUGGUCGGUCACUACAAGCCAGUGGGUGACGUUGAAAGUGGGGACUCGAAACACUUCAAGAGACGGACGCUGAUCGUCCUACCCCUCGACCAUCCGGAGAUUAGGGAGGUUGAAGUGAACGUCCUCGAGGGACAGGCUGACCUGUACGAGGAGGUCGUCUCCGUCCAGAAUAUCUCGAGCGAUAUGGACGUGGUUGACAGCCUCUAUGUGGAAUUUAGGACAGAGUUCCCGGCCCUUAGGCGUUUUACGUUCACUGAAGAGGACGAUGCUAGUGUUAGUGAACAGGAUCAAGGCACUAACCAUGUUACCGCAGAGAAUCACCCACAACAAAACGAACCCGAUGAUGACACGCCACCUCCUGUUCCUGCACGCAGAGGCAGAGCCAAAGCCAAUGGUGGCGUUACAACUGCACAAGUCCGCGCAGCAAUAGAUCCGACGAAACUUUUACCAAAUUCAGCCACAAAUCCGAAGACAAGUCCUCCUAUUAAAGGAAGAAAGAACCCCGCAGUCAGUCCUAAGGUUGUUCCAAUGGGCUCAGGAUCUCCUUCAACACUGCGUAGACCACUGCCAAUGACGCCCAAAGGGACCGACUCGUUUCAGACAAAACAGGAGAAGGACCUCGAAGAUGGAUAUGAACAGAUGGGGAAAGCUCCCCCGCCGCCAUCAAGAAAACCCAAGACACAAAAGGACAAAGAUGGAUACGAAAUUCCAGUUUACGCCCCUCCUCCCAAAGGGAAGCAGACGACACCUCCAGCUCAACCUGAAACGAAAACAUACAUGAGUUUUGACAUUGCUGGAAUUGCGAGUACAUUCGAUGCUGACGUAGCAUUACCGAUACCGAAAAGAGCCGCAAAGAAGGGCAUAUUUUCUAAGCUGCAUAAAGGACAUAAACACAAGCACGUAUAUGAGAACGAAGAAAAACAUGAUACAGUGGACACAACAAAGGCGAUAGAUGAUGAACUAUUAGUGUAUGAUGUAGUGGACGAAGCAACCCUCGGUAGGUUCAGGGAUCCGGGAUUUGCAGCAUCCCAACAGGUGAAUAAAGUUCGCCCUAUUGCAGCAGUGCAGCCACAAAACAGCAACCCCAUGAGUCCUACACAUUCGGACCACAAAUCUUUCGUCGACCUCUCGUGCAGUGAGGUGGUGUCGCGUCUUAAAAAGUGCAAAUUGAACACGCUUGCAGUCAUAUGUGAAAAAGAUAAACUGGACGGCUCGUUCUUUAAGUUUAUAAGUGAUACGGAACUUGCCAAGGACCUUAAGCUAGGAAAGUUGGACGUUUUGAAGUUGAAAAAGAUGCGAGAUGAAAACUGGGUACUUCUUGAAUAAAAGGGACUACUUUUUCAAAGCUAUUUAAAGUGAUCUUUGAUAAAUCAAUGGAGAUUUUAGAGCCAUUAGUCCUGUGGACGUUUAAUUUUAUAUCAAUAUGGCAAUACAAAUAUUUUGCGAAAUAUCGAACAUGCUACCACUGUAUAUAUAUUUUUAUGUACGAUAAAAAACUUCGAUUUUGUAGUAUAUAUUUUUUUUUAAACUUUGGUCAUAGAAAAGAAACCAACAACACAUUUGUAAUAAUGAUUCCUGCACGGAUAAAUUAUCUGCAAUUUUUUUUAAGACCUUUGCAAUGGUAUAUAGGUUUAUUUCAGAAUAAGAUCUUGUUUUUAGACUAUCUGCGCAUGCGCGCAGGUAGUCUUAAGAUCACAAACUCCAAAGAACUACUUCUAUUCAUGUCGUUUUAACCAUUUUUUGUCUCAAUGCGCCCUAUGAUAAGCAGAAUGACGUCGAAACCAUACAAAUGGAUUGGUCGUGUUGCAGUCCGAGUUUUUGCUUGUUCGGCUAUUUUUUCACGAGUGGUCAUAGAUUUAUUUUAAUGGCCAAGAUUGAAAUAAAAUACGAUCUUGCAUUAAAAUCAAUAAACUUU
Messenger RNA from Mya arenaria, 3081 nucleotides. RefSeq lists its product as uncharacterized. The transcript has 11 exons. The coding region runs from base 423 to 2492 and encodes 689 amino acids. Lineage: Eukaryota; Metazoa; Mollusca; Bivalvia; Myida; Myidae. The record is from RefSeq and is a predicted model, not a curated record.